Messenger RNA from Bipolaris sorokiniana ND90Pr, 2116 nucleotides. RefSeq lists its product as uncharacterized. Gene Ontology annotation, molecular function: flavin adenine dinucleotide binding; NADP binding; N,N-dimethylaniline monooxygenase activity. The coding region runs from base 237 to 1808 and encodes 523 amino acids. The transcript has a single exon. The record is from RefSeq and is a predicted model, not a curated record. NCBI's taxonomy places the organism in Eukaryota, Fungi, Ascomycota, Dothideomycetes, Pleosporales, Pleosporaceae.
CGUGACGUGCAGGUCUGACAGUCAACUUGGUACCUUUCACAUGUCAGACUCAUCACUGUGACAUCACUGAGCGUAAUGCGCAAGACAACCAUGUUGAAGCUGCACGUUUCCCGCAGAUGCCCGACACUAGUAAGUAACAUGUUAAAGUACUCUUGUCGUACUUAACCUUUGCAAAGCGCAUCCUUUGUCGCCCCCUUUUGUCAAUUUGUUCCAUUGCUGUAGCCCAUCAACUCACGAUGGGAUACUUUAUCGACUAUAUUUGGUACUUUGUUACACACCCUAUCCUCUUCAUUUACCAAGUGGUUCAAUACGUGCUUGACUUACUCCUUUCACCUACUCCCCCUCCACCCCAUUCAAACCUUGCUCGCCCGAAGAUUGCCAUUAUAGGCGCUGGUCUCACUGGUGUAUCGGCUGCUUCGCACAUUGUCGGUCAUGGCUUUGAUUGCCGUAUCUUUGAGGCUGGGCCAAAAGAGAACCUAGGUGGGAUCUGGAGCCGAGUGAACAACACCUCUGGUCUGCAAAUCCACUCAGUCAUGUAUCGCUUCCACCCCUCGGUGCACUGGAAGAAGGGAUAUCCGGAUCGCCAGCAGAUUGUGUCACAGAUUACACAGUUGUGGAAGAGAUAUGGACUGGAGGACAAGACGGAGUUCAAUACAAAGGUAGAGAAGGUCUACAAGGAUCCACACGGGCGAUGGAUUAUCAACGACCCGAGCCAUGGACGAUUUGAUGGAGUCAUUGCAGCCAUCGGAACAUGUGGUGAUCCAAAGAUGCCGAGGCUGCCUGGCCAGGAGAAUUUCAAGGGAAAGAUUUGGCAUAGCUCGGACCUAGACGGCAAGGUGGCCAAAGGAAAGAAGGUGGCCAUUAUUGGUGGAGGUGCAUCUGCUGUUGAGGCAUUGGAGUUUGUUGCGAACGAAGAGGCAGAACAUGCAUAUGUCCUUUCGCGCAGUGAGAAGUGGAUCAUCCCGCGGAAUCCAUUCAUCGAUGCUCUUCUGGCCCUCAACAUUUUCGGCUCCGAAACAAUCUUUUCCUGGAUUCCAGAGUACAUUCUGAGACUAUUCUUCUACCGCGACCUCUACGACAUUUCGCCGGCGCCCAAUAGUGGAAAGGGACUCUUCACCGAGACACCAAUGGUAAACGAUCAGGUUCUCGACCUCAUUCGCUCAGGUAAAGCUUCCUGGCUGCGCGGCGACAUCAUGGGGUACGAUGGCUCUGGUCGGGGUAUCAAGUUCAACAAACGCGCUCAGGGGGUUCCCAAGAAUGGACCUGGCUCAGAGAAAUUGAUCGAAGCGGACAUUGUCAUCAUGGCUACGGGAUACAAACGACCAAGCUUGGGCUUCCUGCCAGAGGAAGUCUUCAACGAGCCAUAUGAUCCACCAAACUGGUACCUCCAGGUUUUCCCUCCAGAACACCCUUCGAUUUGCGCAAAUAACUGCACAUAUGUCAAUGCAAUUGGCACAGUCGGGAACUACCACAUUGGCAUCUACACACGCUUCCUGCUCAUGUAUCUGGUGGACCCGCUGGCACGACCCAGGACGUGGUGGAUGAAGCGGUGGAUAGACAUGACGCGGUUCAUCAAGAGCAAGGCCCCCGGAGGAGCAUUUGAUUUCUUCACAUACUCUGAGCUGAUUUACUGGUUUGUCUUUACAAUUGCCAUCAAUCCAUUCCGGUGGAAGUGGGCAGCUUUUGUACUGUGCGGAGUUGGCAAAGGACUGCCACUGAGCGUAGUUGAGCAGGAGAAUCGAGCAAGAAAUGGACUGGGCAUGACACAUGUUAUUGGCAGUCAAAGCAACGGAUAUCAGACGGAAUAGCGGAGUCCCGGAUAAUGAGAAAUGGUUAGCUUGUCGCAUAAUGUAUAGGAAAUGCUCAAGAUGGAUUUAGACUUUCAGCUCUUUCUUGCUCAUUUGAUCAAUCUCUCCGUGGAGCUGUAGAGAAAGUCGUGGUGGAGAUGAUCUUGACCAUCAUGAGCUUCCUUUUUGGACGAGGAAUAAGGAAGCACACACUGCCACGUAGGGAAGAGCUGAUGAAGCAAGCAGCAUUUCGGCGACUACAUGUGGACGCGAGAGUGGGAUCAGCUGAAAGUGGUGUGCAGCAAUGGGGAUUUGGACAGCUUAAAUGC